AUGAAAAGAAAAAUAUACAAUAUACAACAGCAUUUAUGUGAUGCUUUAUUAUCUUCAUUAUUAUCAAAAUUUGGUGGUUUACUUGAACAAAUGGAAGUUGAUUUUAAUGAACUUAAUAUUAAUUUUCAAAUGAACAAAAAGUUUUAUGAUCUUUAUAAAGAUCCAGUUUUUCUUUUUUCUCCAUUCCUCGAUGGAAUGUUUAAAAUUCGUUGGAUUACUGAAUCUUUACUUCCUGAUUCAACAAAAGAAUGA
This is a messenger RNA of Rotaria sp. Silwood2, 252 nucleotides long. The record is from the annotation of a GenBank genome assembly. NCBI's taxonomy places the organism in Eukaryota, Metazoa, Rotifera, Eurotatoria, Philodinida, Philodinidae.